This is a messenger RNA of Capsella rubella, 1221 nucleotides long. RefSeq lists its product as uncharacterized. The transcript is spliced from 5 exons. The coding region runs from base 145 to 894 and encodes 249 amino acids. The record is from RefSeq and is a predicted model, not a curated record. Lineage: Eukaryota; Viridiplantae; Streptophyta; Magnoliopsida; Brassicales; Brassicaceae.
UAUAAAAUAUAUUUACAAACAAAUCUGAGUGUAUUUGUUUAUAUCAUUGUCCACUCUCUCUUUCUCUCUCUCUCUCUCACACACAUCCUUUUGGUAUAAGUAGAAAGAAGGAAACAUAUUUUUGAGUCUUUAUUGGGAAUCAUCAUGGCCUCGCUUCCGGUGAAGCCUAUACCUUCCGGCCACUUACAGCUUCUUCACCGGAAUCUCAUUACUCCUCCGUCAAUGAUAUCCGCCGCCGGUUUCAAAAGGCAGCAUAUCUUAGGAGUCCCUUCUUAUCUAUGUAUUGAUGAAUCUGUGAGAAACAUUAGGUCAUGGGGCACUCGUCGGCGGAUAAGCAAAAGCGCUGGUGUGUCUAUGCCGGUGGCUUCCGCUGAGGAUUUGCCGGCAGUUUCUUGGGAAUCGUGGAAGCCUGACAAGACCACCUUAGCUCCGUCGCUAAGUGACGUCAUUUGGCCUGCCGCAGGAGCGUUUGCGGCAAUGGCGAUAAUGGGAAGAAUAGAUCAAAUGUUAAACCCUAAAGGGAUCUCAAUGUCGGUUGCACCACUUGGUGCCGUCUCUGCCAUACUCUUCACCACCCCUUCUGCUCCUUCUGCUCGGAAAUACAAUAUGUUCGUGGCUCAAAUAGGUUGUGCAGCCAUAGGGGUGUUGGCGUUCUCCGUCUUUGGGCCAGGCUGGCUUGCCCGCAGCACCGCCCUGGCCGCUUCCAUCGCGUUCAUGGUCAUCGCUCGUGCCAACCAUCCACCUGCGGCGAGUUUACCACUGCUGUUCAUAGAUGGAGCAAAGUUACAUAAGUUGAACUUUUGGUACGCAUUAUUCCCAGGUGCAGCCGCUUGUAUCCUCCUCUGCUUCCUCCAAGAGAUAGUGUGUUAUUUGAAGGAAAACUUAAAAUUUUGAAAAAUUGGAAACAUGUUUAUAUAUAUGUAUACAACACAUAUUGGUGGAGGGGAGAUCGAUCCUGUGAAGUUUUUUGAUUCAUGUUUAGACGUUUACGUACGGUAGAUGCAUGGUCGACGUAUAUAAAUGAUUACAUACAUACAAAUAUAUAUACGUUUCCGCUAAACUUGUAAUGAUUUAUUUUCCAUUUUCUUGGUCUUUUACGUUAACCUCAAUUCAUUUAAAUAAUAGUAAUGUGUAUCAAUGUAUCAUCGUACAUAUAUAUACCAACACAUGGACAUGGUGGAAUGCAGAUUAAUACAGAAAAAAAAAAGUUAUUUGUUCUAA